Messenger RNA from Alternaria burnsii, 4095 nucleotides. RefSeq lists its product as uncharacterized. Gene Ontology annotation, biological process: DNA-templated transcription. NCBI's taxonomy places the organism in Eukaryota, Fungi, Ascomycota, Dothideomycetes, Pleosporales, Pleosporaceae. Gene Ontology annotation, molecular function: zinc ion binding; DNA binding. The record is from RefSeq and is a predicted model, not a curated record. The transcript is spliced from 9 exons. The coding region runs from base 1 to 4095 and encodes 1364 amino acids.
AUGCUUGGUCGUAAACGAAUUAUCAACAUGCGAGCUCGCAUACAGGCGAAUCAGAGCUGCUUCGAGAGGAAAACAUUCACAUCCCUUCCUCCUGAAGAUCAUGCAGUGGAGUUGAUAAGACCAGUCAUUGAGGAAGUCCAGCUUCACGGGGUCUUCCUUACGACGGAAGAUGUCCUGAAACAACUUGUCGAACAGUACCGUGCCGGCGUGGACGAGUGUUCCAGUAAUCCAAGUCGAUGGGCUACUCUUUGUUCGUUCCUGGCUAUGUCUGCACAUCACAGGACAGUCAGUGCGUCCGUCGUUGGAAUGUCCUCAAUAGCAUGGGCAUUCUUCAAGAACGCGUUUGCGAUGUACGUCGAGCUCGCCAUUGUUCAAAGGCCUCAGAUCUCCACCUGCGAGGCGUUGCUCGCAAUGACUUUGUUCAUGCUGCGCACCGCUGAUGCCUGCGUCACUGCACGACUGACAGCUACUGUCGCCCAGUCGGUAUACAUGCUUGGUCUGCACAAGUUUGAGCACUAUAUCGAUCUGGAGGCCAAUGUAGCAGAAAGACAGAGAAUGAUCUUCUGGGUAACAUAUGUUGUCAAUGCUGAUCUAGCACACAGGUAUGGUACACCCUCAUCACUAGACGUAGAUAAUUUCGACAUUGCAUUUCCCGGACACGUAUAUCAUCAUGUCUCAGACCAUGUGGAUCCCAUAGAAGAUCUCAUACAGACUGAGCAGACCGUUUAUCUCCGACGACGAGCUGUCCUUGCUGUAACGCAAUUACGGAUUCACAAAGUACUUCAACAAGCGCUCUCCGGGAAUGCCAAGCGGAUGCUUUCUCAUAUUGAAGAUGCCAUCACAGCAAUCGACAAAGAACUUCAACUCCGCUUGCAAUGGCAGCCAUUGACACAUCUCUGGCAAACACUAUGCUUCCCACUCUCCGCAGUUCUGAUCUUAUUAUCAGAAGUACUUGCACAUACAGCGUCGGUUCAAGCGCGCACUGAUGCUCAGCUCAUUCACGACUUCGUCCAAUAUCUUGAGCGGCUCCAAAAAGAAGGAGGCGAUGUUUGUGAUCUUCUGGAUGGCUGUAAGAAAUUCUACCGUAUUGCAAUGAGAGCCGGCGAGCAAACAAAUACCUUCGAACAAACAGCAGAAAUUCAAUUAUUGCGAUCGAGAUUUUCGCAAGUCGCAGACUGGUUACAGCUCGCGCAGGGACUGUUAAGCAACAUGCCCGCACCCCACGACCAGGCACGCGAGAUCUUUUCCGGAGCGAUCGUGGCCAUGUCAGCUGCUGAUGACUUCAAUCAAACUGAGGCGACUUACGAUAUGCAGAACGGUGUGGAGAAUGCCAAGCUAUCGGACGAAGCACAAGUGAUCGAAGAGAUUGUUUUUAGAACUCCGGACGGCCCCCUAUCAGAUCAUAUCUACAUCGAUGAGCCCUACCAGGACUUCUCCAGUAAGAAUCUGGAUGCCUGGAAAUUGAAGGCAUACAACAAACCGGUCGAUCAGAACAAUAACUUGCUUCCAAAUGGCUUGUGUCAGAGGUGCCAUGAGAUAGGCAGCAACGAUCUCGAACAAAUCAGGGCUUUGAGACUAGACAAUUCGCAAACUGCAAUUAUCAAACUUGGAAAGGUUGAUAACCGAUGCAAAAGCUGCAAGUUAUUUGCGCGUUGGAGACUCGAUGAUUCCAUCAUGGACCAGACGAGAGAUUACUUUCUUGUAAGCCUGGGAUCGGUCAAUCUUGAUCUACGUCCAGUACAGGGCCGGCUCUGUAUCGUCACCGACGAUCCGAAAUCGUAUACCUCUAGCUACCAGCGUCAACAUCGGUGUCCCGUUCAACUUCUCAUGCUGCCAAUGGAUACUGUCUCAUUGUGUUCCCAGGAUGGAAUUUCACACCCAGCCUUCGGACAAGAUGAAUAUGACAACAUCUCACAGUGGCUGAAAACAUGCAUGGCCGACCACUCGGAAGAAUGUCCCGAGACUAAGAAACGGACUGAAUUCACAGUGUAUUGUAUUGAUUGCGAGGAUGAAAAGGUUGUUCCGAUGCCCCAUAACGCCAAGUACCUCGCUCUUAGCUACGUUUGGGGUGACACAAAGGCACCAGAUAAUGAUGAUUCUUUGUCCGAUGCCCCUCCCAUUAUCAGGGACGCAAUGAUAGCUACACUACAAUUGUGUUUCCGCUACCUGUGGGUCGAUCGGUAUUGUAUCGAUCAACACAGCACAACACAGAAGCACCAGCAGAUUGUCAAUAUGGGCAAAAUUUACGCUGGCGCCACGUUGACAUUCAUCGCUGCAGGAGACACAGACCACACACUCGGAAUACCCGGAGUCUCUUCUUGUCAGUGCAAUUCAGGCGAAGGAUUUCAGUUGGGGCCAUACUCCUUUGUGCGCUUCUUCAGCAAUCCGGUCGAUGAAAUCCAGGGCUCCAAAUGGGCUACCAGAGGAUGGACGUAUCAAGAGGCUGUCAUGUCUGUCCGGAAACUGGUUUUCACGCCGAAUGGUUUCUACAUCCAGUGCAACAUGCAACAUUCGUUCGGGAGCACUCAUCCUAUCAAUGGGCAGACAAUCAUUUCGAGUAGAAGAAACACUGAUCAAUUUUUCCAGCACAGAAGAUGCCCGCCAAAGAUUGCAACGACAGUGGCUUUUCCAGGUACCUCCAUCAAUGAGACAGUCAUCCGUUCGAGAAGUAUUCUCGACGCUUUCUUCGAUCAUAUCUCCGUGUAUAUGCGCAGACAGCUUUCCUACGAGUCAGAUCGUCUAAACGCCAUUCAAGGCGUGUUGAAUGAGUUCAGAUCGCACGAAACACCGUUAUUCCACAUAUUUGGUGUCCCAUUUAAUCCAGCUUCUGAAUGGACGAUAAAUGCAACACUGUUUUGGCGUAUGCAGAACCACAGUGUGCAGCGACGGGCCAACUUCCCUUCAUGGUCAUGGCUCGGAUGGAAUUAUAUUGACGAGCCACCUUAUCCAUUUGCUCUUCUGUAUGGUUUUGAAGACUUGACCACCGCAGAAAGAUUCUCACAUGUUUUCUGUUAUACUUAUGGCCUCAACUCGUCGCUUGAUGAGCACUCAGCAAGAAUAAGCGUGGAGAUCCUAGGUGAUGGUUUGCUAAACGUCACGGAGGCACAUCAGUCCGACAUCGUACUUGACACGGCACUGCCUCUAGAAGCCAGGAUCAUGCCUCAUCUUGUGAUUCAUGGUGUUAUUCUCCCUUUGAUCUUCGACCGAGACGAGGGAGACUACUGGCUGAAUGUCGACGCUCCCAGUGGGCCUUUCCAUAAAACGUCCUCAUUUCCUUUCACGUUCAGAAUGUGGUUGGAUGUACCAGAUGCUCAAGAACAAGAUACGUCUCGUCGGAACCAAGUUAGAGAACUGGUUUUAGGACUUUUUGGUCUGGUCAUACAUACUCUGAUACUCCGAGAGAACGAAAAUGCUUGGACGAGAAUUGGCAUUGGGCAAUACAGCUGGAGAGACUCAAAAACAAACAAAGUUGGAUUGAGUGGCGGUAUUAAAGUAGUUAAAGAGACGUAUAUGAAAGCGCUCAAGAGACAUCAAAAGCGCACCAUCCGACUUAUCUCUCCUUACUUCUACAAAAUGAAGCAUUUUACCACUGUUUUUGCCCUCGCUGCUGCAGUAGCAGCUAUCGAUAUCCAAGGACACAUCGAGUCACACUGUGGUGGUGGCAACAGGGUCACGUUCACCAACGUGAACCCCGACCGAUGCUACGCUACCGGUGGUGUAUCAUGGGCUUACUCGUUCCGUGCCAUUCCCACAAACUGGAGACUGAGUACCAGGUCGCACGGAGGAGGUAACUGUGGGCCUAUAAUCCAUGUGUUCGACUCGAACGGCAGGGAUUUGGUCUGCCAUGGUGGGGAAGUCAACAACGUGGAGUACACGGGAGCUGGUUAUAGUUUCAUCAAUAAGAGGAGGUCGGUUGACGUCGCUUCUGAUAGCCAGGACUGUAUCAAGCCAGACCUUUUGGAGAUUGAAGGCGGUUCAACAUACAACCUUCUGGACCUCGAAGACGAGACAUAUAAGGCCAUGCUCGCGUAUGCUUCGAACGGCACAACUGCCUCGGAUAUGCCAAGCGCAUUCGAUGAGUACAUCGUACAGUAA